AUGUCCGCCUCGUCUAGGAAUUGCGCAGCGCAGAGCUCCGCGAGAUCCUCAACCGCCAGAGGCACGCAAAUCCAGGAAGUCACUACGAUGCCCUCCGUCCAGGACCUCAGGUUCUUCGACCCCUGUGCCGCCACGGCCUCCAUGUUUCUCUACGCUCAGGGACGCUCCGUCAUGUGCUGCCACCAUGACACUCUCACCGUCGAGCGGAGGUUCGCCAGGCACACCGAAGAGGUCCAACUACUGGCCGUGGACAACCACAGCGAGGUGGGUGGAGGCCGCCUCGUUGUCAGCUACGACGCCGGCCAGACGGCCAUCGUAUGGGACUUGAUGACAGGGGACGAAGUGGCUCGGUUCACUUCAUAUGACCAUCUCACGGUGGCCGCGUGGAUGCGUAAUGGAAAUGUAGCGUUCGGUAACACCCAAGGGAGCAUUAUCCUCUUUGAGCCCACCACCUCUGAGCACAUCUCGUCGAGAACAAUCGACCAGAUUGCCGUCACAGCGCUGGCUCCUUCUGCGGAUUGCCGAACCUUUGCCAUCGGGUAUCAAAACGGCUCUUUGUUGAUUGCGACUCUCCAACCCCGCUUCACCAUUUUGCACAAUUUAACAACGUCAAGAGGUCCGUCCCCCAUUGUCACCCUGUCUUGGCAUGCGUCCUCGUCGCGGCAAAAAUCAGACAUGCUGGCCGUGCAGACCCACGACGGCGACCUGCGCGUCUGGAGCGUGGCCAAGUCGUACAGCGCCGACGACCCUGCCAAAGUCGUCCGGAUACUCCGGCGCAGAGAAAAUUUCGUUGCCGGGCCCAAUUGGAUGGGCUGGUCAAAGAAUGGACGCAUCAUUCAGUUUUCGGACUCGGAGACGCUUUCGUGGGAUGUACGGACCAAGCACGUCACCUUCGAUUCCAUCCCGACGCUUGAGCACGUCAAGGGCAUUGCUGUGUACGGGCCCGGUGCCACCCUGUUUACUCUGGGACCUCAAUGUACGGUCCACCAGUUUGACCUCAACUCGCCUUCCAUCAUGGUCAACAGUGUCCAGCACUCAGUCGCCCCCCUGCCGCCGUCGCCACCAAACUCCAUCGAAGAGCCGGGGGCAAAGCCGCCCGUCCCCGUCACAACCGUUCACACGUCGGAGUCGGAUGGUAGCUCAGUUCCUGUGGAAGUGGGCAUCUCGGAAAGCGAUGACGACCAUCUGUCGCCGUUCGCCCGUCUGGCUAAACAGCAAGCCCCAGACUCGGGGACGGAGCAGUCGUCAUCUGCGGGUUCCCGGACGCCAGGACGCCACAACGGCUCGAUCAAGUCGCAAGGAAUGUCCGACAACACCUACAUCUCGGCAGGAACGUCGUUGAAGUCGUCGACCGUCGGUAGACGAGAGCCAGAUAACUACUCCAUGGGCUAUUCGCUCGGAACGACGAGCGCAUCGUCCGUGUCUUCUUCCCGCCACAGGCACAGACCGUCAAGGCUGCGACACGAGGUUCCGCGCAGCCCCGACGACAACAAGGUCCAUGACCUGUUCAAGUUUACGCGUACGCGGCUCAGCGACAUUCCCUACAGACAUCCAAUUAUAUCAGACAACUCUCGUCUCACAAACGACGACCUUCGCCGGCAGAUGCUGAGCACCAUAUUCGGCUGGCAACACGAAGUCAAUGAUCUGAUUCGGGAUGAGAUGACCAGGUACCCUGCGGGAUCCGCCAGUCGCAUCUUGCUCGCGAAAUGGCUGGGCGAUAUGGACGCAGACUUCAUGGCCGGCAGCUCCGAGAACAUGACGUCGUCUGACUGGAUGCUCUUGGCCUUGAGCGGGAUUGGCGGCCAUCAGUCUCAGCACAAACUGGGGCGUGCCUAUGUCCAGAGGCUGCUAGAGAGUGGCGACAUACACGUCGCCGUGACCAUCAUGCUCGGCAUGGGCGACCACAACGACGCCAUCGAGGUCUACAUCUCGCAUAAGCGCUACAUGGAGGCACUCAUUCUGACGUGUGUCGCGUUCCCCGGCGUGUGGGAACGGCAGGUUGCCAUUGUCAGGAAAUGGGGCGAAUGGGCCGUGCAACAUGGCCAGCAGCAACUGGCCAUUCGUUGCUUCGCAUGCACCGACCAGGAGUCGACAGAGCCAUGGACAUCGCCUUCGGCUGCUCAGCUCAACUUCCAAAGCAUCACGCCAAGUAUCCCCGAGGUGCUGAGUCCGCCUCUCUCACCGCCUGGUACCCAGCGCGGUCCGCAACGAAGCAUCGCAAAGAGCUCGGCACUAAAGCUCAUCACUUCCUUCGGGGACCAGACCCAGAAAUCUAGGUUCUACUCGCAGGGCGACGGCGGGCAGACCCCCAUAGCGGCCGGCGUGACGCCCAUUGCAGACUCGGCCAUCUCGCCGGGGGGCUCAUACGAAGCCGCCACGGCCUUCCUUCGCCCGUCGAGCAACAGCAGGUUCAAUACGCCCACUUCUGCUCGGGCGGGCGGCUCAAGCCUUGGCCGAAGCCGACUGCCUUCGAUCGGGGAGAUCCCAUCGGAUCUGAAUCGCGCUGCGCUCCAAGCUGCGGAGCAAGUCGCCAACCCCGUAGAACCGAAAGAGGGAAUGUCUCUGCAGCGUGCGGCCUCAGCAAGCCCGAUGAUGAUGCGAGAUCGCUUCAAGCGCGCCGCGACAGCGCAUGAGGGCGAGUGGCCGCCGUCACCCGACCGAGACAUCUUGGCUAAGAUGCAAGAGGCCAGAUCCAACAGCCGCAAUGGCUCACGGGAUCGCAUCCCUCACGGCGUUAACCUCCACGUGCAAACGGAACAGAUAUGCCCGGCAGAGGUGACAUCGCCAGAGCAAUCGGUUUCCUCUUCCACGCGAUUUCACUGGCCGACUCGGCGCCGUGGACCAGGCUCGAUUGCUAGCUCCAUCACAUCCAACUCAAGCGCAAGCCGCAGUCUGCGAGCCAACCCUCGGCAUCGCGAGGAUUACAUUCAUAGCCUGGACGUGGCGCAGAGCUAUCACUCGAAGAGGAACAAGAGCAGGCACGGUAGCAAGGAGAGAAGUCCCCGUUCCUGGACCAAACCCAAGAGGUCUCCCACGUCCCCCAUUCCCAUGUCUCCCGAAGAUCUCGCCAAUUUGAGCACUGCCAAGAACAGCGAAGUUCCCGAGCCACUUACCGUCAGGAAGUCAGGCGCUCAAGCGCUUAACGCGACCAGUCGGACAUCCAGCCGUGGAAGCAACCAUAAAAGUCUCGAGGAGCGACCUCGGCCCCCGGCACUGGACAUCCGCGGCAGAACAGCUUGCCGCGAGACUAGCCACCAGCGAUCACCCUCGUCCCCGCUGCCGCUAUCCGCGGGCACUCUUCAUUACCAAGGAUCCGAAGACGAGGAGGACUUUAAGAGGGCCAUGCAGGCUCGGGAAGACUUCCGAGCAAGGCACGGCCGUAGUUCCAGCCGCGGUCUCAACUCGCCGGCCGCGGCCGAGCGGGAGCGUUCCAAAAGCCGUCGUCGAGAGGUGGCCGAGUUACUCGACAGCCAUCCGCCUCUGCCUUUGGUUUCCCAGGGGCGAGCCGCAUCAACAGAGCACGCCGGCGACCUGCGCCAGAUGAAGGACGAGCGCCAGCGGAAGAAGGAACAAGCUGCCCGCGAGCUUGAGGAACGUCGAAAGUCCCUGGCCAAGAGACCACAAGCCCCUCAGAUCCCGCACCCUAGCGAGAUCAGCUCUCCCUUGACGCGGGUUGGCGUUGAGGCUGCCGAUGUCCAGCCUUGCAACGAUGACGUGCCACCGAGGAGCGCGACCGAACCGCCCAAGACUACGUAUGCCAGGAGUGGCCCGCCGAUUGGACUGCCAGCUACUCCCAAGGCAAUGCGACUCAUCAUGGAGUCGGAAAACAGCGGUAGAGCCAGCAGAGACAUGGCAGAAGUUCCGCCGAUUCCGCUUACGUUUGCCCAAAGACACUCGCCCAACACGUCUCCUGACAAGGAGAAGGGUGCAGGGCUACUGGCUCUGCUCCCCUCGACAGUGUACCAGCCUCCGGGACGCCCGGCGAUCCCGCGAAGCAUGUCGGCGCCCAUUCCCGACGAAUCUCAUCGUCCUCGAAGCACGAGAAAAACCAGCUACGGCGAUGCUCGGGGCAUCGAUGAAGUGAUGAGCGGUCAGAGACGACGUUCGCAUGAGGAGCCGGUGCCGCCUCCGCCACCUCCGCCGCCGGCUGCGCCAGUGCUGAAGGAGCUGCAACACUUGGCCGUUCCUCCGCCACCCCCUCCUGCGCCCUUGGCGCAUGCACAGCGACAGCACAAUCAGGGCGCGGUUGGCUCUGGCAUGAUCGAGAUUGUUAUGGACGAUGACGACAACGCCCCCGUUGCAGCAGCUCCCAACGAUGGCAUGGUGCCCGUGAUUGCACUACCGGCGCCUCCACCGAGAGGCCACCGCCGGGGCCGCAGCAGCGGGGACGGCAGCCUGUCGGGACGCCUAUCCAAAGCUACGGAGCGUCUCCGGUCGGCCAGCCGAGGCCAUAAAGAUUCGGGCAGAAGCGCCAUCAGAUCGCCGCCGAUUGAGACUUGUCAUCUCAAUAGCCCCAUGUCUGCAGUUCAGUUGCGAUAUCCCAUUACUGGGAUGCCACCGCCUGCCAAGUAUGACACAGACUUGAUGCGGUCUCCCAUCGAGCCCAAAGGAAAUCAUGCAUCCACUGGGCUUCACCACAGCGAGAUGAUUUGA
This is a messenger RNA of Hirsutella rhossiliensis, 4653 nucleotides long. RefSeq lists its product as uncharacterized. Gene Ontology annotation, molecular function: transcription factor binding. Gene Ontology annotation, cellular component: nucleus. The record is from RefSeq and is a predicted model, not a curated record. Gene Ontology annotation, biological process: positive regulation of transcription by RNA polymerase II. Bases 1 to 4653 code for a protein of 1550 amino acids. The transcript is spliced from 7 exons. Lineage: Eukaryota; Fungi; Ascomycota; Sordariomycetes; Hypocreales; Ophiocordycipitaceae.